Penicillium cinerascens is the source of this 2727-nucleotide messenger RNA. RefSeq lists its product as uncharacterized. The transcript has a single exon. Lineage: Eukaryota; Fungi; Ascomycota; Eurotiomycetes; Eurotiales; Aspergillaceae. Bases 1 to 2727 code for a protein of 908 amino acids. The record is from RefSeq and is a predicted model, not a curated record.
AUGUCGACCACCGGGGCUCUUCCUCAGACUCUCAAAUCCAUCACUUCCACCAAAAUCAAUGAGCUAUCCAAGCAGAGGGCCUUGUUCGACAAACGCAAAGAUGAAAUUCUGGCGGAUGCCAACGCCGCUUCUGACCUACACACCCGAGUCCGCACUCUUUUAGAUGGUCUUUCUCGCUUGGAGGGGUUUCCCAAGGAUGCGCUGGACAAAGACGAUUUGGACCUAGAUGUUGACUCAUCCGACGAUGACUCUAACCUGGAGAUGAGGUCGCCCGGCAUGGGCCAACUGCAGCCAGCAGAUCACACCAACAUUCGCCGCUUCCUUCUGCAGGGUAGAUACGACGCCUCUAUUACGGAGGCUACCCUUCGUGAGUGGAUCGCGCGUCUUGAAAAAGAGCUGCGCUACCUGGAACUAAAGCACGAACAUGGUUCUUUCUACAGCAAGAUGGUCACCGAGUGGUUGACACAGCUGGACGAACAUACCACAUCAUCCACUGUUGACCAGGCCGAUGAAGCCAAAUCCACCAAAUCCGACACCAGCUUCGAGAAUGUGGGCCGAGCAGAGAUGCAUGAGCAGCGAGCGAAGUGGGAGUCUUUGGUCUUCACAGCUGCCACCCACAUUGACAAAAACUCUAUUCGGACUUACCUCGACGACCUGUUUACCAAGACAAAGCUGUCUCAACAGGCCCUCAAAGAGCUUCGUGAGAACAUCCAGAAAUUUGCAAACAACUUAGCCUCUCAGGGCCAGUGGCUGGAUGUCGAUGAGCUCAAAUGGGUCUCAAAGGCGUUGAUGAAGACUGAUCUUCUCAGCAACGACAAGGCCACGAUUCUCAAGGAGUUCAUGCGGAACAAGGAGGUCACACAGGAGGUUGCUGACGUGCUUAACAUGCGCCUGGCAUCUCUCGAUAGGUGGGGCUGGGGAGGCGAAGGUAUUCCCGUUGAGAUGCGCCGACAGCUGAAUGGAAAAUACCGGGUGUUCAUGGACGAGGAUCUUCUCGACAGUCUGCUUCUACAGUACCUUGGAUCCAAGUGGGCUGUUAAGCUGCGAGAGGUAUUCACCAGCUUCUUGCGUUCGUACGCAUGGAGCCCUAUACACGACGAUGUCCCUGACGAGUACAAGGAAAGACGCAAGUAUUUCCUCGGUAAAACCUUCUAUUCCGUGGACGGGUACCAGGGGAUCAAUGAGAUGCGAGAGAAGACUUACCUCCAACAUUACUUCAUGAGCCAGUUGCCUGAAUCAACUGACGAAGGGGCUAAAAACUAUGAUGAUGACUCUCAGUCAAAGAACGCCCUUGGCAUAAAACAUUCCCUCCUUCACAGCCUGAUCACCGAGUCCCUCAUCCACAAGAAUCUACGGGGUGAAUUCACUGCUAUACGGUCUGACUAUGAGUGGUUCGGUCCGGGACUACCUCACGCGACAAUACUCACGGUGAUGGAAUACUUUGGUGUCCCAGAGAUGUGGCUCACCUUUUUCAAGGUCUUUCUGGAAGCCCCUCUCAAAUUUGUUCAAGACGGCCAAGCUGCUCACAUCCAAGUCCGCCAACGUGGCGUUCCCAUGAGUCAUACUCUCUCGGACUGCUUCGGGGAGUCGGUUCUUUUCUGCAUGGACUACGCGGUCAACCAAGGCACCGACGGGGGGAUUCUGUAUCGGCUCCACGAUGACUUCUGGUUCUGGGGCGCGAAGGAAACUUGUGAGAAGGCUUGGCUAGGGAUGGCUGAAUUUGCGAAGACAAUGGGCCUUCAGUUCAACGUGGAAAAGACCGGAUCAGCACUUAUGGGCAAAGCCAAUGCCGAACAGUCUUCAAUCCUUCCUACUGGUGACAUCCGCUGGGGAUUCUUGGUUCUGGAUGCCGAGCAGGGCAAAUUCGUCAUUGACCAGGCGCAAGUGGAUAAGCACAUUGAAGAGCUUGGCCGACAGCUCUCAUCCUGCAAGAGUGUAUUUGCCUGGGUAAUGGCAUGGAACGGUUACUUCGGGCGCUUUUUCACCAACAACUUCGCAAAACCCGCCAUGUGCUUCGGAAGAGAUCACAUCGACAUGGCUAUCUCCACACUCAGUCGCAUCGAAAAGACUUUGUUCGCCAAUUCCAAGCAAUUCAAAGGAGGUGUUACCAACUACUUGCGGAAUGUGAUUGCGGAGCGGUUCGACAUCCAUGACCUGCCGGAGGGUUUCUUCUACUACCCCGUUGAGCUGGGUGGACUGGGGCUCCUGAACCCAUUCGUUCGACUGCUUGCCAUGCGUGAGAACAUCAAGCAUACCCCUCAAGGACGUCUCCAGAAAGCAGCCUUGCAGGAUGAGGUGAUGUACCAGUCAGCCAAGGAGAAAUUUGAAAAGCGCGGCUCGGAUUCCACCACCACCAUGUUUGGAUAUGACGGUAAGCCUAUCCCUUUCUGGUCUCUGGAAGAGUACACCCAGUACCCUGAGACGUACAGCUCCAACCUCCACGCGGCAUACAACAUGCUGAAGGAGGUUCCAGAGGAGAAAAAUGUCUCAGCCACUGCAAGCUUCAUAAAGAACCAAGCUGGCUUGAAGAGGGCCGGCAGGAAGCCGAGAGAUGGCCCGAUUUCAGCAAAUUGGGCCACGAUGACCCCUUACUGGCGCUGGGUGGCAGAAAUGUAUCAUGACGAAAUGGUACGUACGUAUGGCAGCCUGGCCGCUGUCAAUCGAGAGUUUAUGCCUCUGGGAGUGGUGAAGACUUUGAAGGAAGGUCGCUUUAGAUGGCAGGGUUGA